Penicillium waksmanii is the source of this 726-nucleotide messenger RNA. RefSeq names its product rhamnogalacturonan acetylesterase. The record is from RefSeq and is a predicted model, not a curated record. Gene Ontology annotation, molecular function: hydrolase activity. Bases 1 to 726 code for a protein of 241 amino acids. The transcript has a single exon. NCBI's taxonomy places the organism in Eukaryota, Fungi, Ascomycota, Eurotiomycetes, Eurotiales, Aspergillaceae.
AUGGCUUCAAAAUCAUCUAAGCCCCCGUUCUUUAUUCUAGCAGGCGAUAGUACAACUGCAAAGCAGAGUUCGAAUGGUGGUGGGUGGGGAGACGGAUUUUUGAACACAACCUUGUUCAAUGCAGCAUCUGGUCAAAACUAUGGCCAUAACGGGGCCACCACAGUCAGCUUUCGUGCUGGUGGAGAUUGGGAUAAUGUUUUGGCAACGAUCAAAACUGCUAGUACUGAAUAUCGCCCGUUUGUGACCAUUCAAUUUGGCCAUAAUGAUCAGAAGCCAGCAGCCAAUAUUUCGAUCGCUCAGUAUACGGAAAAUCUGGAAAAGUUUGUGGCAGAGGCUAGCGAUGCCGGAGCCACGCCAAUUCUUGUCACGCCAUUGUCUCGUCGCAAUUAUGAUAAUUCUACCGGAACCCCGAAGAUUAUUGAGAGUCUGUCUAAUGAGACAGCAGCCACGAUUACUGCCGCUCAUAAUACAAGGGCUAAUUUUAUCAAUCUGAAUAAAGCUAGCACUGACUAUCUCAAUGCCAUCGGACCGCAAAACGCCUAUACUUACAAUCUGAAUGCAGCUGACUAUACGCAUCUUAAUGUUGAAGGGUCAGUUGUCUUUGGAGGCAUAGUGGCCGAGCUAAUUGGACGUGAAUAUCCCAAAUUGGAACAUAACGGGUUUCUGCACGUGAAAAAAGAGUUGAAAGAUGACGUGGAAAGGGGCAUCUAUUACUGGCCAGCAUAA